AUGGAGUCUCAGUAUCUGAAGAGAUGUCUGGGAAAUUGCUUGAAAAAAGGACUGGCAGAAGUUGUAGAGCAUCGGCCAGCAGAUCCGAUAGAGUAUCUGGCACAUUGGAUUUACAAUUACAGAAGAAUCUUAGAUGAAGAAAAAAAGAGAAUGUUGGAGAGGAUUGAGCUAGAACAAGAACGGGAGGCGGCCCUGGUAGAACUUGAAAUGUUAAGAAAAAUGAAGGAAGAAGAGCUAAUGAUCCAGCAGAAACUUGAAGAACAACGUCAGGGUCAGUUGGAACAAGAACAUGAAGAGUUGGAACUGCAGAAUGAAGACAACGAAAUGCUGUUGCAGCAGAAAGAUCAAGAGGAAAAUGGAAAGACGAUAGCUGAACUUACAGAUAGACCUGGAGCACCUAAUUUGACUAGAGUUGAGGAGCUAGAUGAGAACGGACAAUUUGAGAGUGUAGCAGAUCUCAUGGCAGAAGAAGAACAAGAAAGUUCCCAACUUAUCUGA
Messenger RNA from Charadrius vociferus (killdeer), 498 nucleotides. It is a transcript of the gene DYDC1, whose product is annotated as DPY30 domain containing 1. The transcript is spliced from 5 exons. Gene Ontology annotation, cellular component: Set1C/COMPASS complex. The record is from RefSeq and is a predicted model, not a curated record. NCBI's taxonomy places the organism in Eukaryota, Metazoa, Chordata, Aves, Charadriiformes, Charadriidae. The coding region runs from base 1 to 498 and encodes 165 amino acids.